This is a messenger RNA of Trematosphaeria pertusa, 567 nucleotides long. RefSeq lists its product as uncharacterized. Lineage: Eukaryota; Fungi; Ascomycota; Dothideomycetes; Pleosporales; Trematosphaeriaceae. The coding region runs from base 1 to 567 and encodes 188 amino acids. The transcript has a single exon. The record is from RefSeq and is a predicted model, not a curated record.
AUGAGCAAAAAGAACCUUCCUACCUGGCUUCCCCGCGCGAUCCCCGUUGUGUUACUCUUUCCCGUCACCCGCGCCGCGAUGCUCCUUUUGGUGCUAGCGGUCUGGGAAAUUGUGGCCAAAUACCGGAGCGGUGUUGCUCGUGCGACUGAGGGUGCAGAUGACGCACUCCGCCGCGCGGUAGCGGCUGCUGAGAAAGCGGGUGAGCACAUCCGCGAAGCUAAAGGGCUGGAGUGGCAGGCCAUGCAGCUGGCUGCCGCGGAAGUGAACCAGAAUAGAACGGUGAUGUCGGGGGCAACUAUUCGGGCGGCGGAGGGGGUGAAGACCGAAGUUGAAGGAAUGGUGAAGGAGGCGCGGAGUUUGGAGGCGACUGCGGAGAAAGUGAGGAAGCUGGUGGAGAAGGCGAAGGCGGUGGCUGAGGAGGGAGAUUUGGAUACGGCGGAUGAAAUGGUGGUCAAUGUGGAGAAGUUGCUUGCGAAGGUUGUGCGAGGGGAGCAGGAAGUUGGGGAAAAGGUGGAGGUGUUGAAGGGAAAGCUUUGGAAGAUAAGUUUAGGCCAUGGGUCUGGCUAG